AUGGCACUCCAAAAACUACGGACCUUCUUUUCAGGAAAACAAGCCCUCCCAUUUCAUGUCUUAUCAGACCUACAUCUAGAAGUCGAUCAGCAAUACGCUUCUUUUGAAUUCCCAGUCUGUGCAAACUACCUCAUUCUAGCCGGAGAUGUCGGGUGCCUAGCGGAUUAUGACGCAUACCUAUAUUUCCUACAAAAGCAGGCUGAGCGGUUUGUAACUGUGUUCCUCGUUUUAGGGAAUCAUGAAUUCUACAAAGAGUCUUUCGAAUCAGGCGUUGAAAAGGCUAGGCGGCUUGAAAAAGAGCCUUGUCUUAAUGGCCGGCUUGUUGUUCUUCAUCGGAGACGGUACGAUGCCCCGGAUUCUAAUGUCACUAUCCUCGGCUGUACGCUUUGGUCCAGGGUUUCGGAGAGAUCAAGCGACAAUGUCCGGCAGAAGGUUCAAGAUUUCCACCAGAUAGAAAAUUGGGCCAUCGACAACCACAAUGCAGCGCAUGAUGCAGAUUCGGAAUGGUUACUACGAGAGCUUGAAGCAAUACAGGAAGAGAAUCAAAAAACGGGGAAGGGCCAGAAACGUUACGUUCUGGUCGUGACGCACCACGCGCCUUUGACUCAAUUGACAUCCAGCCCGCGAAAUGAAAAUAGUUCUAUAUCGCCUGCGUUUGCGACUGACAUACUUUCGGACAUUCCAAAGUUAGAUGGUGUCAAGGCAUGGCUAUUCGGACACACGCACUAUUCAACAGAAUUCAAAUACCGGGGGAUAAAAGUUGUUAGCAAUCAACGGGGAUAUGUGCUUAAUGGGCUCCGUCUGGGGGAUAAGGCAAAUAGAUUUAAUCCUCUUAAGGUCAUCCAUAUAUGAUAAAGUGUUAUCGUAUCAUGAUGAUUGCAGACUACAUAGCUAUUCAUUACCCUUUGUGGCCACGCUUUAGGGCACAUCCUCAGGGCUUCCCUGGCCCGUGCAGAUCCGAUAUUUUCCCGC
Aspergillus ruber CBS 135680 is the source of this 972-nucleotide messenger RNA. RefSeq names its product putative calcineurin-like phosphoesterase. The coding region runs from base 1 to 852 and encodes 283 amino acids. Gene Ontology annotation, molecular function: hydrolase activity. The transcript has a single exon. NCBI's taxonomy places the organism in Eukaryota, Fungi, Ascomycota, Eurotiomycetes, Eurotiales, Aspergillaceae. The record is from RefSeq and is a predicted model, not a curated record.